Molecule: messenger RNA, 1936 nt
Organism: Betta splendens (Siamese fighting fish)
Lineage: Eukaryota; Metazoa; Chordata; Actinopteri; Anabantiformes; Osphronemidae
Gene: eif3jb
Product: eukaryotic translation initiation factor 3, subunit Jb
Exons: 8
Coding region: 137-874 (245 amino acids)
Cellular component (GO): cytoplasm; eukaryotic translation initiation factor 3 complex
Molecular function (GO): translation initiation factor activity
Source: RefSeq, a predicted model, not a curated record
CCCGGCUCACGGCACUGGCGUCGUGUCGCCACAGGCCGCGGUGGCGCGCGGAAGGAGGGCGCUGCUCCCGAACGCGGCCAACGGGCUGCGGUAGCGAUUUACUGCGAGCCUGUCAAACACAAGCAACACAGCCAACAUGGCGGACUGGGACGCUGACAACUUCGAACCGGAGGAGCCGAUUAAAAAGGCGGCAGCGCUGGACAAAUGGGAAGGCGAAGACGAGGAUGAUGAUGUUAAGGACAAUUGGGAUGAUGAGGAUGAAGAUGAGGAGAAAAAAGAAGAGAUGAAGACAUCAGAGGCAAAAGUUUCUGAAAAAAGAAAGUUAAGCGAGAAGAUCAAAGAGAAGGAAAAUCGGUUAAAGAAAAAACAACAGGAGCAGAAGGAGAAAGAGUUGGAGAACAAAGAAGAAGAACUCACUCCUGAGGAACAACUCGCAGAGAAGUUAAGAGUGAAGAAAUUACAGGAAGAUGCGGAUUUGGAGCUAGCAAAAGAUGCAUUUGGUGUCAGCAGCACUUCAAACAGUGUCACUGGGAUUGACGCCAUGUGUCCAUCUUCUAAAGAAGACUUCACAGAGUUUGAAAAGUUAUUGAAAGAAAAGAUAUUGCAGUUUGAAAAAUCUGUCCAUUAUACAAGUUUCUUGGAUUCAUUGUUUCGGGAACUCUGUAUUUCAUUGGAAGUAGAGGAGUUGAAGAAAAUCAGCAAUUCCUUGUCAGUCCUACUUGGUGAAAGACAGAAACAAGAGAAACAAAACAAAGGAAAGAAAAAGAAGAAAGGGGUCCUAGCUGGAGGCGGAUUGAAAGCAAAGCUAAAAGAUGACCUUGACUAUGCAGAGUUUGAUGGUGGCUACGCCCAAGACUAUGAGGACUUCAUGUGACACUGGCUCCAUCACUACUGCCCUUUUCCUUCCCAACCCUCAGAAAUGCAGCUGUACCUUCUCAUGCUGUCCAGUGCCAUCCUGGAAAAUCGGAACUAUGUGUUGCCCCCUCCAUACUGCUUCAUUGACCAGAGGGACUAAACCAGGAAGCAUCCUGUCUCACCAACUGUUUAUGUUCAUACAUAUGGAAUUGCCUUUUUCGUCUCAUGCAGCCUCAACUCACAAAUAAUCAUGUAAUAUUCGUUGGGUGACCCAGUUUCAGUGAAGAAUACAUUGUAACUGCUGUUGUCGGUUUUGCACAGGGCUAAUUUUUAUUAAAAUGUUGCCCCUGUCAAAAUUCCAGAUACAGUAUUUCAGUUAUAAGUGUAGUGACAUAGAAACACAAGGUUCUAUGCAAACUCUUUAACAAGAAUGUCAUGUAUAUAGUAUAGGUCUCACUUACCUAUGGGUGGUUCUGAUACAGGAAAGUAUAUAGUAUCUAUAACAUUGGUUGCCAAAUGCAGAACAAUUAUUCAAGAAAUUAGUUUUUUUUUUUCCUCUGGAAAGCGCAAUGUGGGUGAAUUUACUGGCAACAUGUAAGUAGUAGAUUUAAUUUUACAAAGCACAUGACAUUCGCUGUAAAAUAAAAGGGAUAGAAAAGUAUAAAUGUGACUUAAAACCUCAGCCAUUCUGUUGCUACAUUUCUGGAAUAUCCUUGAAAAUUUGGAGCAAAGAUUGCUUAUAGAUAUUUUUCUGUGCAUGACAAACACGAUUUACUAAUUUGAUUUCUACUAAUGUAUGAAAAGUGUUAAUCGGGCAAGGGGGUUAACUUGCUACACCUGGUUCUCCUACUCAUUGCUUCUGCAGGCUUGUAUCAAGUAUGAUAAGGAGCGGGGGCUUAUGGAAUUCACCCCAACAUGUCUUCAUAUGGGCUACAGUUAGUUGAAAGGGGCAUAGUUCUCCCUCUUUCUGGAAAUUGAAAACUUUCAAUGUUAUAUGGACAAUUGGAUACAUUACAAUGUGGGCGAUACGGCAUCUGCGUUUUAUAAGCAUCUAAUUUAAUAAAUCACUGGUCAAAAGGAA